AGGACCCAGCAGGCGGCGGCAGGCGGCAGUUGUGUAGAUCGCUGAGAGACUACGAGGGUCCGGUUCAGUUUUAAUUCUGUCUCUAAUCUCUGCAACAGCGGCGCUCCUUGGGUCCCGCGGCUCCCCUGCCCACUCAGCUGCGGCUGGCAGCUGGGCGAAAAUCAGAGCCGCCUCCGCCCAGUCACCCACCAUGGAAACCCUCCAAGAAAAAGUGGCUCCGGACGCGUGUGCCUGAAGAUUCCGCACAAAAGAGGUGCCCAAAAUGAAGACCCUGAUGCGCCAUGGUCUGGCAGUGUGUUUAGCGCUCACCACCAUGUGCACCAGCUUGUUGCUCGUAUACAGCAGCUUCGGCGGCCAGAAGGAGAGGCCCCUGCAGCAGCAGCAGGCAGCGGCGACCGGCAGCGCGCAGCGGUCGGCGGAGAGCAGCCCCCCGCCGCGUCCCGAGGCUCCCGCGGGACCGCGGCCGCUGGACGGAUACCUUGGCGUGGUGGACCACAAGCCACUGAAAAUGCACUGCAGGGACUGCGCCCUGGUGACGAGCUCCGGGCACCUGCUGCGCAGCCGGCAAGGCCCCCAGAUUGACCAGACCGAGUGCGUCAUCCGCAUGAAUGACGCCCCGACGCGCGGCUACGGGCGCGACGUGGGCAACCGCACCAGCCUGAGGGUCAUCGCGCAUUCGAGCAUCCAGAGGAUCCUCCGCAACCGGCACGACCUGCUCAACGUCAGCCAGGGCACCGUGUUCAUCUUCUGGGGCCCCAGCAGCUACAUGCGGCGCGACGGCAAGGGCCAAGUCUACAACAACCUGCAGCUCCUGAGCCAGGUGCUGCCCCGGCUGAAGGCCUUCAUGAUCACGCGCCACAAGAUGCUGCAGUUCGACGAGCUCUUCAAGCGCGAGACCGGCAAAGACAGAAAGAUCUCCAACACUUGGCUCAGCACCGGCUGGUUCACAAUGACGAUUGCCCUGGAGCUCUGUGACAGGAUCAAUGUUUAUGGCAUGGUGCCCCCAGACUUCUGCAGGGAUCCCAGUCACCCUUCAGUUCCGUAUCAUUAUUACGAGCCUUUUGGACCUGAUGAAUGUACAAUGUACCUCUCCCAUGAGCGAGGGCGGAAGGGCAGUCAUCACCGAUUUAUCACAGAGAAACGAGUCUUUAAGAACUGGGCACGGACAUUCAAUAUUCACUUCUUUCAACCAGACUGGAAACCAGAAUCACUGGGUAUAAAUCAUCCUGAGAAUAAACCUGUAUUCUGAGGAAUGUGUGUGGCCAGACCACAAUCCCAAGUACCCACUGUACUCAGACAUCCAGCCACUGAACUUCUUGAACCAGACGCGAAAGAGGAACAGAAAUGGUGGCAGGGACAGUGUCACUCCUCAGGAAGUACCAUGUUCAGACGCCUGUGAGGUGUGACUGCAAAUCAGCGCAGCUGGCUCGUGAGGGAAAAUUCCAGAAUCAGUACAUCUCAAGGAGUGUUAUCCCUUUCAAAGGGGGUUAGCUUAGGGGCUGAACACUCCUGUCAGUGAUGCUGCCAUGGCUAAAACACUUGGGAUCUCUUUAAGUAUUGCCUUCGGAACUGAAACGUGCAACUCAACAGUAUUAGUUGCAUUCCUUUAUAGAAAUACCACGUCAAAAGGCAUUUUUCUAUCAUGUUGUAUCCUAACCCAAACUAUAACCUUCAUCAUCUGUCGGACUCUGUAUGUGUGAUUUGUAAAACGUAGCCUGGAAGUAUGGACAUGAUGUCUGAAGAGUGCAUCUUCCCUGACUUUCGUAAAGCAAAUGCCCAAUA
Messenger RNA from Camelus dromedarius (Arabian camel), 1782 nucleotides. RefSeq names its product ST6 N-acetylgalactosaminide alpha-2,6-sialyltransferase 5 (gene ST6GALNAC5). The transcript is spliced from 5 exons. Bases 263 to 1249 code for a protein of 328 amino acids. Lineage: Eukaryota; Metazoa; Chordata; Mammalia; Artiodactyla; Camelidae. The record is from RefSeq and is a predicted model, not a curated record. Gene Ontology annotation, biological process: oligosaccharide metabolic process; ganglioside biosynthetic process. Gene Ontology annotation, molecular function: alpha-N-acetylgalactosaminide alpha-2,6-sialyltransferase activity.